AAGCAGCGGCGAUCCGAGCGCUCUUAGUUUAUUUGGUAGCUCUCAGCGAUGCACACGCAUUUUUCUAAACUAGUAUAAAGUGAUUAUGUGCACCGUCUGAGUGGAGUCGCGACGCGAACUUGACGAGUGAUAUCAACGAUGGCUGCAGCUACCAACACGAUUUUCCUGCUGGCUGUGAUGACCUUGGCCACGGCCAAGCCCAUCCUGGUCACCUUCGGGACGCACCAAGGCCCCAUCGAGCCCCCGGAGCCGACCCCAAAGCCGGCUCCUCGGGCCGCCGUCGCCCGCAGUCCCGCCCCCGUGGUAGAGGACACGGAGGACGUCCCCAACCCCCACGUCUACCGGCCGCUGGUGCCCCACCAGUACCGCCGCAAGAUUUACGCACAAAGGCCGCCCCCGAGUCUCAUCCUCGGCACCCCCAUCGACCAGAAAUACAACCCCGUUGUGGAGAAAUUUGAUGUUUACAGGAAACAGCAAAAUAGGGGGGUGGAGUACACCGGGCCCCAUGUUUUCGACAGACAACAGUACGAGUUGGAGAGGAGGGUGCCCGUGAGGUACAUCAAGCCUCAUUUUUAUCAAAAAGAAAAAACCGUGCCUGAAAUUGGGGUGGUUUAUUCAGCAGGAGUGAGGUACUAUGUGCCUCAGAUUGCUUACGUCGAGCCGAGGCAGGAUGAAGAGCAGGAAAAUUCCGUUUAUGAUCGCAAGGAUGAAAAGUAUUUCUACAAAAUCAAGGGACAGUGAAAUGUGAAUAAGUGCCAAGAAAAUUUUAAGGAAAUUUUAUUAAGUCGAGGAAUUUAUGUGUCAUAAUUGUAUGAUACCAAAUAUGUAAAUAUUUUAAUAAAUUUAUUUAGUUUU
This is a messenger RNA of Tribolium madens (black flour beetle), 855 nucleotides long. RefSeq lists its product as uncharacterized. NCBI's taxonomy places the organism in Eukaryota, Metazoa, Arthropoda, Insecta, Coleoptera, Tenebrionidae. The record is from RefSeq and is a predicted model, not a curated record. The coding region runs from base 139 to 741 and encodes 200 amino acids. The transcript has 2 exons.